Podospora pseudopauciseta is the source of this 3126-nucleotide messenger RNA. RefSeq lists its product as uncharacterized. Bases 1588 to 3126 code for a protein of 512 amino acids. The record is from RefSeq and is a predicted model, not a curated record. NCBI's taxonomy places the organism in Eukaryota, Fungi, Ascomycota, Sordariomycetes, Sordariales, Podosporaceae. The transcript is spliced from 4 exons.
ACGAAUCGACAAAACGGCCAUGAAUGAAGUGGGCUAGAUUCCCUACUGCUAUCCAUGUCUAUCUUCCAGAAACCAUUUUAUGUUAUGAUCCUUGACUUGCAUCACUUCCCUUGCUAUCUAGCAAGCAACGACGAAUGACUUGAGCUCGACAACACCGCUGCUACCGCGCAACCGCAUACACAUCUCUUCGUCCUCGAUGUGAACGGGGCCAACGGAGCAGUUCUCGUCUUGGAAUAAGGUAGCUGCAUAUUAUGGUCAGUCAACUGGAAAGAUAUUCUCUUGCGGGGAAAACAAGGCAAACUUACUGCUGCAUCCGCCCAUCAUGCCUUGUGGAAUUCUUGCGCUGGUGGUGCCGGCUGGCGUCUUGAGACAGAAUGUCCCGUACCGGAGGAGCGAGAUGGUGGAGUAGACACCACGGGGACACCAGGUGUCACCUUGUGUGAACACGUCUAGAGCCCAUUUGGGAACGGUGUUGGGUGCUUGGGUGGCCCCGGCCGGGCUCGGGGACUCACCCACGAGGGUGCUGACUAUGGUGGUGGCUGUGGAGGAGUAGCUGGUAGCCGUGUCCACAACGAAUAUCGUCUCGACCGUGACAGUAGACAUCUUGUCAUCCCUAGCCUCAAGGCCGCCGCCGGGGAUGUGGCCAAUGAUGACAUCGGAGGGGUUGCCGCCUUCGACCCAUUGAAUCUUGAAUUGCUCCGAGACAUCAUCAACGCCGGUGACGAAAGUGGCAUUGCCGUAGUCUUGCGCAGUUGCGACCCAGGACCGGCUGGCGGUCACAGUACUGAUGCUGCUGAGGAGCAAGGCGAGGGUGGUCGCGAGAUACAUGGCGAGAGUUGGGAAGACGGUUUGUUGGGUUGCAAAGCGAUGAUGGGCUGAGAGGGAGAAGGAUCGUUGAAGACGUAUAAAUACCAACUGGCCAAGGCAGGAUUUGCGGCCGCGAUGACCCGUGGGCACCUCAAGAUCCAUAGUACCAAACCCGUGGAGAAGCGAGACGGCCGUAUCUUUGGUGGAGUUCUCAUUUGGAGGAAGGUGCGCCGUAUCAAGAGCAAUCGUUCUUUAUGAGACGGCAUCACGUGUGGAGAGUCGCUGACCUUUCAGUUGCUCCCGUUGCUCCUGCUCUCGAUGCAGCAGUUCAAGUUUCCGCCAAGUCAAGAACUUGGGUUUGAGAUGAUAUUGUUCUUCAGAAUUACUUCGAUAACAAAGCAUCACCCAACUAAACAUAACGGAUGACAUUCAUCUCUACUAAAACGUCUCAAAUCUAUCAAUAUGCUUCAUAUCAUCCGAAAUGUCAGUUAAUACCGUCAAGAGAGGGUAAACCAACCAACUUUCAGCUAUGCAGAAAAUGUCCUUGAUAGGGCAUAUAUUGAGAAGAGACCAAUGCAAGCAAUGCUAUGGAGUCGAAAUGAUCCCAUGAUGCCUUGAGGCCUACCGCGUCCGAGACUGUCUACUGGUCAACUUUUGGCACGGUCCUCGUUACCUAACCUGAAAUUCAACAGCCUGCAGCAUACCCCGCUCGAUGGCGCACCUUUCCUCCACAGAUGGAAAACUUAUCGGAAGGAAGGUAUUCGCCACUUCAACUGGGCCAUGUCAUUCCUUCUCCAUCAUCUCCGGAAUCGACUGGGUUAUAGAAUGGUAGCCCAAGAAAAUCGGGCCUCGCCCUCGGACAACAACCGCGGAGACAGUGACGACGGCCGCCAUCUUCAAGAUGAAUCGCUGCUCCAGAACGACUUUCGAAGUUUUUACGCUGGUGCACUGGUUUUCAACACAGCCUCGUUCAUUCUUCCUGCUCUUUACGGCACACUUUCCAAACUAUGGGUCGCCAACAUCGACCGCAGCAUGGUUGUCACAACCGAUGUGUAUACAUACAUUGGAGUUCUUGCCGAGGUGCUCAAUGAAGGGCUACCGCGAGCUGCUUGGGUCAUCAUUGGGGACAAAUCUUCUCGCUCUCUUGCCGCCCGACUCUCACUCUCGCACACCCUCAUCCUCUUCCAGACUAUUCUCGGCCUGAUCAUGAGUCUCGCCCUCCUCGGUGGUGCCUCCACCUUUGCCAAGGCUUCGUUCCAAUCGAACCUCACGUACAUCCGUAUCAGCGCCUUUUCUGCCCUCAGCUCGGCUCUCGAGACAGCUGUUGCAUCUGCCACGCGCGCCCUAGACAAGCCCGAUGUUCCGUUGGUCAUCAGUAGUGCCAAGUUUGGCAUCAACAUCAUUUUGGACCUUCUCCUCAUUUCAACUUUUCACGUUGGCAACCACACACCGACCGUAAACAUGCAGGCCGGCAUUCAGCUGGCGUGCAACAUGGCUGCCGCGAUUUGUGGCUUGGUCUAUUUUCUCUGGAGGACCAGCUGGCCACAAUACAAGGCGCAGGAAACGAUAGCCCCAAGCGUGAGGGCACUGGCUGUUCUCAUCCGUCCAGGCAUUCUCACGCUUAUUGAGUCUGCCGUCAGAAAUGCGCUCUACCUCUGGUUGGUAAGUAAUAUUGUGUCCAUGGGGUCUACCUACGCCACUGCUUGGGGCGUGUUUAAUACCAUUCGAUGGGGUCUUGUCAUGGUACCAGUUCAGUCUCUGGAAGCCACAGCUCUCGCCUUUGUUGGUCACCGGUGGGGUGCGUGGAGACGAGAGAUUGGGACAACGACACGCAGACCUGGAAAAGUGACAUUUAAGCCUGUGGUAUUCAGGGUUGUGAAGCCAGCCCUGACAUCCUUUGGGCUGGCCAUGCUCGUGGAGAUCCCGCUGGCGAUUUUCCUCUCCAUCUGGGGUGCUGGGUCAUUUGCAAAGUAUUUGAGUGCUUCAGACGAGGUUGCAGAGGUGACGGCGUACAUGUGGCGCACGAUAGACUGGUGCUACAUCUUUUAUGCAGCGUCUACUCAACUGGCCACUGUUUUGCUUGCUACAAGGCCCAAGUGGUACUUGUACCAGAGUCUUGUUAGCAACCUUUUGUAUGUCUUACCUUGGGCUAUUGUAUGUCAAGUCAAGGAGCUGGAUGAAGGCAAUGCUUGGACGUACCACAGUUUUGUGUUUGGCGGUAGUCUAGUGUUUAGCUUCCUUGAUGUUUUGGUUGUUGAUGGCCUCUGGCUUUGCACCCUGAUGACGGGAAGGGCGAGGUUGGAGGUGUUUAGGGAGUGA